This is a messenger RNA of Caenorhabditis remanei, 1416 nucleotides long. RefSeq lists its product as uncharacterized. The coding region runs from base 1 to 1416 and encodes 471 amino acids. Lineage: Eukaryota; Metazoa; Nematoda; Chromadorea; Rhabditida; Rhabditidae. The record is from RefSeq and is a predicted model, not a curated record. The transcript is spliced from 4 exons.
AUGCUUCUCACAGGCUUGCAAUAUGAUAGUCUUAGAACUGUUCUACAAUACAUAGAAGCUAACAAAAUAUUUUGUCUAUUCCUGCGAAUACCAGCGAUUCGUUUUGCCGAAAAGACUGUGCCACUCAAAAUUGACUAUCUUCAGUUUGGUGAUUACGGAGUUACAGUCAAUAAAACUUCAUAUUAUCUGAGGGUUUAUAGAAACUUCCAUCAGGGAGAAGAAAUCGUUGACUAUUUUCAAAAAGAAAACGAUGAGGGUGGUAUUCGAUUUGAUCUAGAUCAGCACGGUUUCCAACUUCCGACGAACAUGACCGACCUGGUCCCAGGAGAAGUGAUUUUUGGAGAUGUGAGAGUUGCGAAUCACAACUCUACACCAAUGUUUUCCACUGAGUUUCCCUGGUCUUUCCAACAAGACGAUCAGAGAAUGAAACGUUAUUAUGAAAAGCAUCUGGAGAUCUACAAAAUUGCGUUAGAGAGACGAUUGGAUCGAGGGGAACCAGGGAACUUGGGAUGUCCUUCAUUUCCGUUUCCAGUAAUGUUCCCAGUGUUCACAGAAGAUGAAUUGCUACCAAUGUCUGGUUCAGUUCUACAAGAACUAACUGCAGAGGAAAUGGAAUCAAAAUUGGUCUUUCUCAGCCGUGUGCCAACAUGGUUAUUAGAGAUGGCAAUCGCUCGUUUGAGCUAUUGUUUUCAACCGUUCGACUGCCGACAUAACAAUAGACCACUCCCCUUCACACCACUAAUCCAAUUCAUAAUCAAAAAAGAAGGCCAAGAAAAACGAAUCGAACGGUAUGCAUACACAAUGAAGCUACACGAAGCAGUUCGAAAACUGAAUGGGUUGAUUUUCGGAGGACGGAAAGCAGUUGUACAAGCUCACACUUUUCCCUUCAUUGCUGAAAGCGUUGCGCUCCGAAUUCCUCAAGGAUUGAGAAUUCGAGUACGAGAACUGAGAUUCAAAGAGAAUAUGAAUGGACGCUUCGAAGCUUUGAACAAUUUGAUCGAUGAGUCCAGUUACCCACUUGAAUCACUCUCUAUACUCCACCAGGAAGAAGACAUUGAUUACUUUGCGCACCCGGCUUCAACAAGUGCGCAGCGAAUCGAAUCGUUCUGCAACAAAAUCGUGCACUUCAAGUACAUUUGGUCUCCAGAUUUCUCUACUGAGGAGCUUAUGACAUUCGCUCGGAAAAUAAUCACAGCGGGAUCUCCGGUUGGAGUUCAAAGAACAUUCAGAAUGUCACAUGAAGAUUCAAUCGAUAAUCUUUUGAAUCGUGUUGGUAUUCGAACAAAUAGAAGUGCUUCUAUUUUGAUGGGAAAUGACUCCAAGCUCACAAUAUCUUACAAUUCUGCGGAAUUCUGCAAAGAAGACAGUUCACAAAGGAAAAAGUGGGUUCUCAAAAUGAUGGUUGUACCGACUUGA